AUUGCUCCGAGGAGCACAUUUGAUACGAGGGACAGUCAUGGACACAAACCGGGGAUUUAAAUGCUUGCACACGGCGGCAUGCUCGACCUACAAAUGAGGAUGGAUCGGGAUUCAUAAAAAAAGGGGAAAAAGGAAGAAGAGGGAUUUAAUCGAACUAAACAGGUGACGGCGGAAGGAUGCCACUGGUGAAGCGCACCAUCGAGCCCAGGCACCUGUGCCACACGGCGCUGCCGAGGAACAUCAAGAACGAGUUGGAAUGUGUGACCAACAUCUCCUUGGCCAGCGUCAUUCGACAGCUCAGCAGCCUCAGUAAAUAUGCAGAAGACCUGUUCGGGGAGCUGUUCAACGAGGCCCAUUCCUUCUCCUUUCGGGUCAACUCUCUGCAGGAGCGCGUGGAUCGCCUCUCCAUCAGCGUCACGCAGCUGGACCCCAAAGAGGAAGAAUUGUCACUCCAGGACAUCACCAUGAGGAAGGCGUUCAGGAGCUCCACCAUCCAGGACCAACAACUGUUUGACCGCGACUCGCUGCCCGUACCGAUGCAGGAGACCUACCAGAUCUGCGAGCAGCCGCCACCUCUCAACAUCCUCACACCCUACAGGGACGACGGCAAGGAGGGUCUUAAAUUCUACACCAAUCCCUCCUACUUUUUCGAUCUGUGGCGAGAGAAGAUGCUGCAGGACACGGAAGACAAGCGGAAGGAGAGGCGUAAACAGAAGUCGCAGGACCCCCGCAUGUAUGAUCAGGUCUAUAGGUACUUAGACCUUCCCGGGCAGCUGAAGGGGAUCGAUCGCCCAGCGGAGACCGACAAGGUGCCGCGGGCGCCCCAUGACCGCAAGAAGGAGUGGCAAAAGCUGGCACUGGGUGCCGAGUUGGCGCAGGACAUCGUCAACGACAAGCACGGCGAGGCCAACGGAUCCGCCGGUUACCCUGACAACAGGGCGCAGUUGUACAUGGAACACUUGGACGGGCCCUUCUCACUGGCGGCGCUGCCUUACAGCCAGAUGAACGAGUUGCUGAGCCGCAGCGGCGACAGAAUAUACUUGCGGCCCAACGACCCGCCACCGCCUCCACCGCCCGCCUUGCACCCGCUCGGGGAGAUCAAGCCGCCCUCCGUCAUCAGUUCCGGUUCUGGCUUCUCAGACAGCAGACCUCAGUCUCCAGCACGGACAGCGGGCCUAAACUGCAAUGCUCAUCCACCCCCACCUCCCCCUCUUCCUCCUCCACCUCCGCCUCUCCCUUUCUCCGGCUUACGUGGCACACCUCCGCCGCCCGUUCCCCCACUACCGAUGCAUCAGCAACCUCCGGCGAUCCCCCCUCCCCCGGCCCCUCUCCAGAUUGCCCCAGGGGUGCUCCACCCGGCUCCUCCGCCGGUGGCGCCCCCACUCCACUCGUCCUCCCCGGCCCGCCUCCAGCUUGUCAUGGACAAGGGCUUGCAUGGGAGCUUCUUGGCCCAGCCAGACGGCGCCGCCCUGCCUCCUCCGCCGGUGCCCCCUCCACUGCCCCUGCCCGGAAUGCGGAGCUCCUCGCCCUGUCCGUCUGGACCGCCGCCUGUGCCGGCUUUCCCUUCGGCGGGGGCCAUGGCCACCCCGCCUCCGCACUCCAACAUGCACGAUUUGGGAGGCAAGAGGCACCAUCCCGCCAAUCUGCCGCCCAUCAGCGACGCCCGCAGUGUCCUGUUGGAGGCCAUUCGAAAGGGCAUCCAGCUGCGAAAAGUAGAGGAGCAGCGAGAGCAAGAGGCCAAACACGAGCGCGUCGGCAACGACGUGGCCACCAUUCUGUCGCGCCGCAUCGCUGUCGAAUACUCUGACUCGGAAGACGAGUCCGAGUUUGACGAAGGCGACUGGAUGGAGUGAUGGACGCAAGAGGAAGCAGCCAGCACGCACUUGCUUGUCGUCCCACUCACUUUUACUUUGGUCUUGUUGUCUCGUCUUGGUUUCAGACGGAAAGCCUCCGACCUUCGUGUCCCUCGUUGUCGUCUUCCUAGUGGUCCAAAAUAUCUUUGUUCUGUUACUGCACUACCACACACGAUUGUGUGUCGUCGUUUUUUUUUUUUUUUAAAGAACCAUGUGGUUUUUGUCUCCUACCUGCAACGUUUAAAACAGGGGUGGGCAACCUAUGGACGGUGGUCCAUUAAUGGGCCGUAUGAAGCGUUGAUAUGCAAUUCUAAAAACAGGAAAGAAAUGGCUGGCUACUUGUGUGUCAGUCAUGUUUUACACAUGUUGUGUGGGUGCUAACAUUUUUUUCCACCCAUCCAUCCAUCCAUCCAUUUUCUGAUCCGCUUUAUCCUCACAAGGGUCACGGGGCGUGCUGGAGCCUAUCCCAGCCGUCGUCGGGCUGUAGGCGGGGGACACCCUGAACCAGUUGCCAGCCAAUCACAGGGCACACAAAGAACCGUCCGCGUUCACACUCACACCUAUUUUUUUCUUUUUUUUUACAAAAUCAAUUUUUUCCACAAUGCUCUAAGUUCAGCAUAUUCAUUUUCACUUUACAGGGACUUUAAAUUCGUUGCAAGCCAAAAUAGCAAACUUCUUGUUCGAUUUUGGGCUUGGGCCCUUGAGACUUAUUUGUGCAUUCUAUUGUGAUAGACCUGUCCACAUAAUUUCAUGACAAUUGGUGAAAUUCAGGGGCUGUUUUGUUUUUUUUAAGAUUGAAAAGUUCAUUCUAUUUCCGCUCGAUCCAAAGGGUGCAAAAAACUAAAUACACUACGACCCCCCCAAAACCCCACCCCCUAAACAACUUGGAGGAAUGGUUAUAAAAACGUCCAAAAACAUUUCAAAAUGUUCCCCACCCCUGGUUUAAUAGACAAACUAGAGAAGGAACCCAUGAAGGCAUGCUGCAGUUUUUUUGCUUGAGAACAAUUUGUGUGUUGUUGUCACGUGCAGCCACGCACUGACCUUUAACUCCAGGGAACUCAGAGAUGAAGCGUUUCUGCCUGCUCGCCUGCCCUGUCUGUCUGUCUGUCUGUCCAGGUUCUGUGUAGGUAGACGCCUGUUUCCAUAUCAGGAAAGAAGAACUCUUGAGCCAUUGUUUUUUAAUACACCCGCAACAAGUAUGGAGGCUUGUCAUGACAUGGAUGUCCCUGUUCAUCAGACGUCUGCAGUUUCCGAGUUGCAGGUGCACCAGGUACAAUACCAAUGAAGGCAGCUUUUCCACCACAUACACAGAUUCCCCUUUACUGCGUAACGAGAGGCCUUACCUCGUUUGGUUCUACAACAGCAACCUGCGGAAGACAUUUUCUGUCACUCAAAAAGAAAGAAAAAAAAAACAAAAACGCCAGCCAUCAUUGCUGUCUGUCCGUUUAUUUCUUUCUACUUGCCUUAUUGUCCAAAUGUGUCGUUGAGUUGAUGAAUGUAUUGUGCCGUUACUACUUACUUGCCUGCGCUUGUAUGGAUUUGCUGUUUCUGUUUGGGGGAAGAGAGGUGAGAAAGCCUGAUUUGGAAGAGAAAGCAAAAAAAAAUCAAUAUCAUGUAACUUAUGUAACUGUUACAGUUUGCUUGAAUUAAUAAAAAUCUAAUGUUA
Molecule: messenger RNA, 3519 nt
Organism: Hippocampus zosterae (dwarf seahorse)
Lineage: Eukaryota; Metazoa; Chordata; Actinopteri; Syngnathiformes; Syngnathidae
Gene: wasf1
Product: WASP family member 1
Exons: 10
Coding region: 177-1853 (558 amino acids)
Biological process (GO): positive regulation of Arp2/3 complex-mediated actin nucleation; actin cytoskeleton organization
Cellular component (GO): cytoskeleton
Molecular function (GO): protein kinase A regulatory subunit binding; actin binding; Arp2/3 complex binding
Source: RefSeq, a predicted model, not a curated record